This is a messenger RNA of Oreochromis niloticus (Nile tilapia), 2343 nucleotides long. RefSeq names its product excitatory amino acid transporter 3. Lineage: Eukaryota; Metazoa; Chordata; Actinopteri; Cichliformes; Cichlidae. Gene Ontology annotation, biological process: L-glutamate transmembrane transport. Gene Ontology annotation, molecular function: L-cysteine transmembrane transporter activity; L-glutamate transmembrane transporter activity; glutamate:sodium symporter activity. The record is from RefSeq and is a predicted model, not a curated record. Bases 239 to 1678 code for a protein of 479 amino acids. The transcript is spliced from 12 exons. Gene Ontology annotation, cellular component: plasma membrane.
UGGCCUGGUGGUCACGUGACUCCCAUCCUAGAAUACCUGUGAAAAGUCGCUAAAAGUCAGAUUUCUGAGGCUAGCUAUCACCUAUUCAUUUUCUGUUCAUUAUAUUCAUUAUUUAUUUAUCGAAAUUGUUUCUUAACCCUGUUCAUAAUUAUUUAGUUAUAACUUAUUUUAUAACUGCGUGAUUAUUAGUCAGCGAAUGUCGCUUUGUCUAAUUGUUAGCUAACUGUGCGGCAGAAAAAUGGCGACUAAUGGUCGUGAGGAGGAAAGCACCGCUGCCGCUGCCGAUGCUGCGAUCUGGAGGCAAAGGCUGCUCAAAUGCUGGAACUUUGUCCUGGUCAACAAGUUUUUGUUUCUAAGUCUGUUGGGGGUUGCUGGUGGUGUCAUUCUGGGCUUGAUUCUGAAGACCUACACACAUUUAACUUCAGUCACCCGGCACUACAUCGGCUUUCCUGGAGAAAUACUCAUGCGGAUGCUUCAGGUGGUUACUGUUCCUCUUAUUGUAACCAGUGUGGUUGUUGGUGUUUCUGGUCUAACUGUCAGAGCAUCCAGAAGAAUUGCCAUUCGUGCAGUGAUAUAUAUUAUGUCAAGCUCACUGAUAGCUGUGAUCACAGGAAUGAUAUUGGUCGUGAUUAUCAAGCCAGGAGUCGACUACGUUGAGGAUGAAGAGCCAGAAGGUGAGGAAGAUUUCUCCACCGUCGAUGCCCUGCUGGAUCUGUUAAGGAACAUGGUCCCACAGAACUUGAUUCAGGCUUGCUUCCAACAGUACAAGACUUCCACAGUGGUGGUGGAAAAUGAGGAUGAUGACCAAAACUCCACCGUGGGAAUGAAUGCAACAGAUGUGCAGCUCGUGGGCCAAUAUGUUGAGGGAACCAACAUGACGGGCCUGAUCAUUUGGGCUUUUAUUUUUGGCCUCGCCAUUAACAGGAUAGGAGAGACGGGGGACGCCCUCGUGGAGCUCCUUACUGUCAUUAAUGAGGCCACAAAGAAGAUUUUCAACAUGAUACUGGGAUAUCUGCCCAUAGGAGUGCUAUUCAUGGUCACAAGCCACGUUGUUGAGGUUGAGGACUGGGAAACUGCUCUGAGUCUUGGAAAGUUCAUGGGAGUGGUUAUUUUCGGGCUUCUGAUCCAUGGCCUGGUGAUUCUGCCAAUGAUCUUUUUCAUGUUUGUGAGGCGUAACCCUCUCCCUGUCAUGAGAGCGGUCACCCCGGCCUUAGUCACUGCAAUGCUGAUCUCAUCCAGCUCUGCUGCACUACCCCUCACGUUUUUGUGCUGUGAGGAGAAACUGAGGAUCAACAGAAAAGUCACUCGCUUCAUGCUGCCCAUCUGCACCAACACCAACAUGAACGGAAGCGCCCUUUACGAAGUGGUCGCAGUAGUUUUCAUCGCCCAGCUCAACCGCAUCAAUCUGAACUUGAGCCAGUUAAUUACCAUUGCUGUGACAGCAGCAGCCACCAGCAUCGGCGCAGGAGGGAUCCCAGCUACAGGAGCAGUGACCACUCUCUUUGUUCUGACAGCGGUCGGCCUACCUGCUCAGGAUGCCUCUAUUCUGGUGGCUGUAGAAUGGCUCCUUUCCAAAGAUCUCAGCGAGUUCCUGAAGUCCUGCAAGGUAAACCCCAAGAAUCAUUACUUAAAACACAAAGGAAGGACCACGAAUAAUGCAAAGAGCAUGAAACUGUAGUGAUAUUAAACUAUAAUGUUGUUUUGCGUAUGGAGGCUAUCCCGGCAUCAAAUUAUCCAAGUGUGUUGCGUCAUAAAUCCAGUUCUGCAUUUUGUAAGAAAUCAAACUCUUUGACUCUUUUUACAGUUCAGCGAGUUGUGAUGAUUUUUAAUGAUGUAUAGACCUCUGCCUUCAAAGGUGUACAUGAAUCCCUGUGAGCACUACGGGCAUGCUUCGACUCGUUAAACUAAAGACAUGCCACCAUUCAGUUGCUUGUAGACCACCUUUAGCAGCAGUAACUUGAAGUAACUGUUUUCUGUGUGGCUUUAUCAUCUUUAGUGUCACUGUGGAGGAAUUUCAGCCCACUCUUUUCAACAAUGCCGCUUCAGUUCAUUCAGGUUUUCAGGCAUUCAUUUAUGCACAGCUCUUUUUCAGCCCAGUUUUAGCUGUCGGCAGAUGGCCUCACAUUCGACUCUAGAGUAGUUUGAUAUACAGAAGAGUUCAUGGUCGACUCAAUGACUGCAAGCUGCCGAGGGCCUCUGGCUGCAAAACAAACCCACAUUUCGGUUCAUAUUUGUAUUGAUGUGCUAUGUUUAGCUGUUCAUGUGUUUCAGGGUUAAGGCUCAUUAUCAGAGUUUAGAAAGAACGAUUUGCUGACUGACUGCGUUCUGUGGUCAUUCUGUGCC